This is a messenger RNA of Dendrobium catenatum, 1523 nucleotides long. RefSeq lists its product as uncharacterized. The coding region runs from base 80 to 1240 and encodes 386 amino acids. The transcript has 5 exons. NCBI's taxonomy places the organism in Eukaryota, Viridiplantae, Streptophyta, Magnoliopsida, Asparagales, Orchidaceae. The record is from RefSeq and is a predicted model, not a curated record.
GAAGUAGAGCACAGAGGGUUGUCAUGCAUAGUGAAAAGUGAAAACGCAAGCAAGAGAUCUUUCCAUUGGACAGCGAUCAAUGGCGGAGGACAUCUUCGAUGGGCUUCCUCCUCCUUCUGCAACACAUGAUGCGACAGUGGAGCAAGAGCGGCGGCCUUCGAACUCCGUACGGCCUCCUCCUGCCCUUAAGAGCGCCCUUAAGAGGGACAAGCCCUUGGAAUCUCUAGUUGAAGUGGCACCCCAAAAGCGCCUCAGAUUUAAAACGACAGUUGAUGCAACUGAAGCACAAGUAAUUGAAGCAAUGAAGAAAAUCACAUCACAUAUAAAAGUUCCUUCGAAGUUCAGCAAGGCUUCAAAGCUUGCUAUACAGCUGAUUCAGGCUGGUAGUGUAAAGCCAGAAAACAGUGAUCACUUCUUUGCUUUGCUGAAUGCUGCAAUGUCCUCUCCUAGUGCUUGCAAUGAACCUUCAUUAAGAGCAGAUUAUCAUGCCCUAUUCUCUGCAGCUCAAGAGGUCACUCAGUGUUUCAGUAAACAACAGAAGAAUCUUUUGGCAACCUGGAUUAUAAGGGCAUUGGUGGCCAAUGAUCUUUAUACUGAUGACAGCUUUGUGUACUCAAAGGCUGCUGGAAAGAUAAAGGAUGCCAUAUCUAAUCUCCCUGCUGCCACUGUGGAGGAUGAUAGGGAGGAAGCAGAAAUCCUGGAAAAACCUGAAAAUGCCCAGGCUUCUUUGGUUAGUGAUUCUGUAGAUGCUAUAUCAUCUUCUCCUUCAAAAUCAGAUAAGGAAGCUUUGGAUCCGUUUGGAUUGGAUGCUCUGCUUCUACCUACAGGCAAGAAAAAUGAAAAGCCCAAGGGAAAGGAGAUUGCUGCCUUAAACAAGAAGUUAGAAGAAGAAGAACAUAAGAGAUUUAUGAAGAAACAAAGAGAGGGUUUGCUUCUUUGUUUGGAGAUAGCUGCGCGGCGUUAUAAAAUUCCAUGGUGCCAAACUGUGAUUGAUAUUCUUGCAAAGCAUGCUUUUGACCACAUUGACAGAUUUACGUUGCGACAAAGAGAGGCAAUCGAAAAGCUUUGGACCUCCAUUAAAGAGCAGCAGAUUAGAAGGAAGCAAGGAAAAUCGGUUACUGGCAAGCUUGACAUGAAUGCUUUCGAGUGGCUGCAGGAGAAAUACGCUCAUGAGAAGAUAAGUAUACGACAUUCCGUUGGAGGUGGGGGAGAACGACAGGCACAGCAGUGGCUUGGUUAAUUUGUUUCUAAUGAAAACAACAUGUUACCAAAACAACAACAACAACAACAACAACAACAACAAGGUUGAUUAUAUUAACUUUAUUCUUGUAGUAGUUUCUACUUGUAAUGCAUUUUAUAAUCAGUCCAGCAAGGUUGUGUUUUAUUAAACAUGUAGUCUGUUAUUUUGCUAUUUGGUGUGUCCACAUGUAUCAACAUUAUCUAAAAUUCCUGCAAACAAACAAUGAGCAUAAUAGAGAAAAUGAAAAGCAGGGAUGAAUCCAAAUUCUGUAUAUUUUCUUCUA